AUGAUCAAGUUCAUUCUGUUGGCGGCUUUCAUUCGCACCAUCGAGACCGUCGCCGAGUGCUCGAUGGACGAGGAGUCCGAGGAGCACGAGAAGAUCAGCUCGAACUACACCGUGUUGUACGAGUACCUCACCGGUACCGGCGUUCAUAAUUUCAGCGAAUCGGUCACCAUCGGGUUCUUGGGCGCCUACCGGCAGGCCCAGGUCAUCCUGGGCGCCCUCCCCUUGGUGGUGGAAGCGGUCAACGAAGACAAACAUUUGCUGCCGGGUCGCCGGUUGCACUACGUGGCUGCCGACAUCGGUACGAAUCCUCCGGCUCUGGGUCUGUCCAGAGGGAAGUCCUCUUUGGCCGCGCACGCUAUCAGGGUGAUGACCGAGAUGAGGGACAACGGGACGGUGGCUUUCAUCGGACCGGACGAUACCUGCUCGUCGGAAGCUUUGGUAGCUGCAGCUUGGAACUUGCCCAUGAUAUCCUACCGAUGCAGCGACACGAGAGUCUCCGACAAGAAGAUAUUUUUCACCUUCGCCAGGACGCUGCCGCCCUCCAGCAAGGUUUCGAAGAGCGUCGUCGCCCUCCUCAGGGCCUUCGAUUGGCACACGUUCGUCGUGGUGUCCGGGUCCCAUCCGGCUUCGGGUAGCGAAGUCCAGGAGGCCAUCGAGGAACAAAGCCUACUUCACGGUCUUACAAUAACGGACACAAAAUUAUAUUCCGAUUACAUCCCGGAGUACAUUCAACAGAUGGACAACAUCGUCGAAGAUACCUAUAAAAAAACCAGAGUGUACGUGUUCGUCGGUGAGCACAUCGCUUUAAUAGAUUUCGUAAAAUGCCUCCAGAGGAGGAAGCUGCUGGAGACCGGCGACUACGUCGUCAUAUCCGUAGAUGACGAGAUUUACGAUCCGAACAGGAGGAUAAAAUUAAUUAGAAGAGAUUACCUGGACCCGUUUCUGCACCACGAAGGCUGGGGAAACAUCACCGACGUUAUGGGAUUCAGGUCCGUAUUGAAGUUGACUCCGUCGCAUCCCAGAAAUCCCAACUACAAGUAUAUAUGCGAGCAAAUUAAAGCGAACUCGGCCAGGCCGCCGUUCUGCGUGCCCUACCAUCACAAAAUAUUCGACAGCAUAUCCGUUCCCAUCCAAGCGGCUUAUCUCUACGACGCCGUAAUGAUAUACGCCAGGGCGCUGACGGAAAUUUUCGAAAAUCACGAAGACCCUCGAAACGGCACGGCCGUCCUCAACAGGAUAAUCAACAGGUCCUAUCACUCCAUUCAAGGAUACGAUGUGUUUAUCGAUGGUAACGGAGACGCUGAAGGUAAUUUCACUGUAGUGGCUCUCCUGGACGAUAAGGAAAUGAACGGAUCCAUCAGGAUGAGCAUGCAGCCCGUCGGGUUUUUCCAGUACAACCAGAACGCGAGCAACAAAAAAUUUUCGGCGUUGCCGGAAUUUAAAUACUUCGAUUUGGAGAGGCCUAUUCAAUGGGUCGGUGGGAAAAUGCCGCGUGCAGAGCCGAAGUGCGGGUUCUACGGGGAGAAGUGCAUAUACAGGAUCGACUGGAAGUUGGUGGCGAGCAUGAUUUUGGUAUCGACUAUCGUUGUUGUGGGAAUACUAUUCGCAUUAAAGCAUUAUCGCUACGAACAAAAAUUGGCCUGUUUGCUGUGGAAAAUCGACAUGAAAGACAUCACGAUUAUACCGAUUGAAACGGCGGAAGUCGAAAGCCAAAACCUGAAAAUGAUAAGAGUGUGCAGACAUAGCAUAUUCCAACCGCCUACCAGCGACAGCAUCGGAGACGUUUCCGAACAACCGACGAAAAGGGCUCACACCACCAUCGGUCUGUACAAGGGCAACAUCGUGGCUAUCAAAUACCUGCACAAGCGAUCCAUCGACUUGUCUCGAUCGAUAAGAAAGGAAUUGAAACAGAUUCGCGAAGCCCGUCACGAGAACUUAAUACCAUUUAUCGGAGCUUGCGUAGAUCACGGCAACGUCGCCAUCGUCACCGCCUACUCCGCAAGAGGAAGUCUGGAAGACGUUCUCAAAAACAAGGAUUUGAGUUUGGAUACGAUGUUUAUAUCGUCGUUGGUAUCCGAUAUACUAAAAGGAAUGAUUUACCUGCACGACAGCGAAAUAGUGUCUCACGGCAACCUGAAAUCGAGCAAUUGCUUGAUAGACAGCAGAUGGGUGUUGCAGAUAUCCGAUUUCGGUUUGUACGAAUUCAAAGCUAAUCAAGACGACCCGAAUUGGGAGGAGAAAGAAUUGAAGAGGCUCAUCUACAGAGCGCCGGAACUGCUCAGGGAUCAUUCGCCGCCGGCGAAAGGUACCCAAAAGGGCGACGUCUAUUCCUUCGCUAUACUUUUGUACGAGAUUAUUAGUCGAGAGGGUCCUUGGGGAGCCAUUGGUGUCGAUCCGAGAGAAAUCAUUAAAAACGUUAAAGAGCAACACAGAGAUGUACCGUUUAGACCGCCUUUGGAGCAAUUGAGAGCCGCAGAAUAUAUAAUUAAAUGCAUUAAAGCCUGUUGGAACGAAGAGCCCGAUCAACGACCCGAUAUUAGAUACGUUAGAAUAAAGCUCAAAGAAAUGCAGGCCGGUUUGAAACCGAACAUCUUCGACAACAUGCUGGCCAUAAUGGAAAAGUACGCCUACAAUUUGGAAGGAUUAGUGCAAGAACGAACGAACCAGCUAACGGAAGAGAAGAAGAAAACGGACGCGCUGCUUCACAGGAUGCUACCGAAAACCGUCGCGGAUUCGUUGAAGAAAGGCGAACGAGUCGAGGCCGAGUCGUUCGAAUGCGUGACCAUUUAUUUUAGCGACAUCGUGGGAUUCACCGAGAUAUCGGCAGUCAGCACGCCGUUGCAGGUCAUCGAUCUCCUCAACGAUCUGUACACUUUGUUCGACUCGAUCAUAUCGCAUUACGACGUUUAUAAGGUGGAAACGAUAGGAGAUGCGUACAUGGUGGUUAGCGGAUUGCCGAUAAAAAACGGAGACAGACACGCCGGCGAAAUCGCUUCGAUGGCUUUGCAUUUGUUGAGCAAAAUCAAACGGUUCGACAUCAAGCACAGGCAGGGCGAGGUGCUGCAACUGAGAAUUGGGAUACAUUCGGGUCCCGUCGUGGCUGGAGUGGUGGGAUUGAAAAUGCCGAGGUACUGUCUUUUCGGCGAUACAGUAAAUACGGCGUCUAGAAUGGAAAGUUCGGGCGAGGCGUUUCGAAUCCACAUAUCUCACGCUACGUUCGUGCUGCUUCAACGCCUGGGUGGAUAUCAUUGCGAGGAAAGAGGAGUCAUACCUAUCAAAGGCAAAGGGGAGAUGCGAACUUAUUGGCUAACGGCCGACGAUCCGGCGCAACGAUUGGCGCGCAUCAGGGAGGAAAUAGUCGGUUCGUCGUUGUUCAACAGCAUCAGCUCGGAGAGACUGAGUAACAAAACGCCGGAUUUGUUACGGCGGACCGGGGUGUAUUUGGAAAAUGAUUUGCACGUUUAUGAAAAUUGUGAAUCUUGUUUGUUCCAAGCGGCCUGUCCCGUUGUUCAACUACACGAACGAGCCAGAAGGGCGUUCAAUCCCGUCGAAAGUCAGGAAACAAUCGAUGGUAGUUUUGAUAUGCUGUGUCCAGAGAUGUACAGAUAUCACAAGACAAGGCUGAACUACGCGUGUUCGCACAGAAAUCCCAGAUCGGCUCCCACCGUUAUAUUUAAGGAUAACGAGCAGUUUAUUUGA
Messenger RNA from Phyllotreta striolata, 3699 nucleotides. The record is from the annotation of a GenBank genome assembly. Lineage: Eukaryota; Metazoa; Arthropoda; Insecta; Coleoptera; Chrysomelidae.